AGCCAUGGCGAGCGUACGGGACUCCCACGAGUUUUGGAGAGAGUUUAUUGAACUUUAUAAGCAGUUUCCAUCAUUGUGGCAAAUAAAAAGUGAAGAUUACAAGAAUAGACCCCUUAAACAAGAAUGUUAUGGGAAAUUGGUGGAAAAGAUGAAAGAUAUCAUCCCUACUGCGACCAAGGCCACAGUGACUAAGAAAAUUAAUUCCUUCCGCACCAGCUACAGGAGGGAACUAAAGAAAGUUCUACUUAGUGAAAAGUCUGACGCAGGCACCGACGACAUCUACCAACCGUCUCUAUGGUUUUACAAUGAUCUACAUUUCCUGCGAGAUCAAGAAAUCCAGGAAGGAGGAGUGUCUACCAUGGACAGCGAUGAAGAGGAAAAUGGAAAUGAAAAAUCAAUGGAUAACUUUGAACAAACUGUCGGGGUAUGCAGGCAGAAUAUACUGAAUGCUGCAGAGUUCUGGCAGCUGGUGCUGCAGGUGACUGGCAUGACAACAGAUGCAGCUGGGAUGUUGGAGGUGGACAUACAUAAGCUUCCUCUGUACGUUUAUAAACAGCUGGAGUACGCCACUGGGCUCGCUAUGGAGCAACUGGUUGCUGCCGCCCGACAGAAAAUGGCCCAGCAACAAGAUGCAGCUGGACGAUUUGACGCAGCUGGACAACAGUUUGGUGCAGUUGGCCAACAGUCUGAUGCAGCUGGACAAUUCGGUGCUGUUGGCCAACAGUUUGAUGCAGCUGGACAAUUCGGUGCUGUUGGCCAACAGUUUGAUGCAGCUGGACAAUUCGGUGCUGUUGGCCAACAGUUCGAUGCAGCUGGACAAUUCGGUGAUGUUGGACAACAGUUCGAUGCAGCUGGACAAUUCGGUGCAGUUGGCCUACAGUACGAUGCAGCAGGACAAUUCGGUGCAGUUGGCCAACAGUACGAUGCAGCUGGACAAUUCGGUGCAGUUGGCCAGCCGUAUGACGCAGCUGGACAACAGUUCGGUGCAGUUGGCCAACAGAUGGAAGGAGGCAAACAGGACGAGUAGGAAGCUGAGCGGAGGAACAUCACGGGAACCUUCCUUGUACAGACAAGUGCCUAAUGUUCCUGUAAUAGUGUGAACUGUUCCUUGAUGUAUGUAUGUAUGUGUGUGCGUGUGCGUGCGUGCGUGCAUAAACCUGACAUCUAGAAGUCACACAACAUGGCUACUUUCAAUAGCUUAUCUUGUAUGAUUUACUCUUAAUGUUGCUGAAGGGAGCAGAAAAAAAAUCGCAGCCAUUUCUGAUAGAUUGCAUACUCUUGCGUUCGUGAUAAGACCAGUGUAGUAUAGAAAACUGGCCACGUAUGUCAAGCAGAGUAUUACCCAACUGCCUUCAGUGGACAAUGUAAACACACACAAUGAGGAAAUUCGACUAGAUCACAGUACUAUUGGAUCGCCUUUCCUUUAUUAAUGUUUUUUUUACUGAGGUUUAAGUUUUUAGCUCGCUUGUAUUUCAGUUUUUUUUAGUUUUUAUUGAAAUUUAGGAAUGUUUUGUUAUUCCAAUAAUGUUUUAGAUAAGAAUUAACCUGUUAAUGUAAACAGGAUAUAUCUUAAUUGACUAAUUUGAAUAAACUUUUAGCAAUUUUUUUAUGAAUCGAUUUGUUG
Homarus americanus (American lobster) is the source of this 1624-nucleotide messenger RNA. RefSeq lists its product as uncharacterized. Bases 5 to 1027 code for a protein of 340 amino acids. The record is from RefSeq and is a predicted model, not a curated record. Lineage: Eukaryota; Metazoa; Arthropoda; Malacostraca; Decapoda; Nephropidae. The transcript is spliced from 2 exons.